GCAGGAGCGGGAGAUGCCGCGUCGGCAUCGCUUCCCCGCCCCUGCGAGCCCCGCGGCCGCCUGCACCCGCCGGGCAGGUCAUUUGACAAAAUGGGAAAUGGAUCAAUGAAACACAAGCAUCUGAAGCGGCCAGAGAGACAUGUAGCAAACUUCUCCAUUAGCUAUUCUGGCAAUGGGAAGUUGCUGAAAGACCCUGCCCUGGGCAUCAAUGUGUCAGGGAGAGCUGAUGUUCUUAGAAGCAAGGUGCUGGAGCUUGAAAGGGAGCUGAAGAGAAAAGAUGAAGAGCUACGUGAGAGUGAACAUCAUAUCACAGAGCUACAGGAACAGCUGGCUACGCAAACGAAAGCCAUAGCAGAACUCACUGAGGAACUCCAGAGCAAAUGCAUCCAGCUGAACAAGCUACAAGAUGUUGUUAACACUCAAGGAGGGAACUCCUUCCAUUCUUCACCAUUUAAAAUGGCCCAGAGGCUCAACCAAACUGUUUCCGAUGCGUUUUCUGCUAACAGGAGGAGAGGUGCGAAGGAAGGUGUUUCUGCAGAGCCAACAACUAGGAUGUAUGAUCUGAGUAAACAACCCAGGUUUUCCUUUGAAAAAGCAAGAGUCAGAAAGGACUCCAGUGAGAAAAAACUCAUUGCAGAUGCCCUGAAUAAAAAUCUGUUUCUCAAGAGACUAGACCCUCAGCAGAUCCGAGACAUGGUAGAAUGUAUGUAUGGGAGAACAUACCAGCAGGGGAGCUUUAUCAUCAAACAAGGAGAGCCGGGCAACCAUAUUUUUGUGUUGGCAGAGGGCAGGCUGGAAGUUUUUCAGCAGAACAAGCUGCUCUCCUCAAUCCCUGUGUGGACAGCAUUUGGUGAGCUAGCCAUUUUAUACAACUGCACAAGGACAGCCUCUGUGAAAGCUAUCACAAAUGUUAAAACAUGGGCAUUGGACAGAGAGGUGUUUCAGAACAUCAUGAGAAGGACAGCACAAACAAGACAAGAACAGUACAGAAAUUUUCUCAGAAGUGUAUCCCUACUGAAAAACCUACCUGAAGAUAAGCUAACAAAGAUAAUCGAUUGCUUGGAAGUGGAAUACUAUGACAAAGGAGAUUAUGUUAUUCGUGAGGGAGAGGAAGGAAGUACCUUCUUUAUAUUAGCCAAAGGAAAGGUUAGAGUUACCCAAAGUACUGAUGGUCAUGCCCAGCCCCAGUUGAUUAAAACAUUGCAGAAGGGGGAUUACUUUGGCGAAAAGGCUCUGAUCAGUGAUGACGUCAGAUCAGCAAACAUUAUUGCAGAUGAAAAUGACGUGGAGUGCCUUGUUAUAGACCGAGAAACAUUUAACCAGACAGUUGGAACCUUUGAAGAACUCCAAACAUACCUUGCAGGUUAUGUGGCUAAUCUGACCCGUGCUGAUGAAAGAAGACAAGCUAAGAGAUCCUCCUGUGGGCAGUUGACUAACGAGCUCUCUUUGGAGAUGAUACAGCUGAAGGAGAAAGUAGACCGAUUCCCUUCUUCAUCCCCAUUCCAGAACCUCGAAGUUGUCACAACUCUGGGUGUUGGUGGGUUCGGAAGGGUUGAACUUGUCAAAGUAAAAAAUGAAAAUUUAGCUUUUGCUAUGAAGUGUAUAAAGAAGAAACAUGUAGUGGAUACCAAGCAACAAGAGCAUAUCUACUCUGAAAAGAAGAUCCUAGAAGAGACAUGUUCUCCAUUCAUUGUGAAAUUGUAUCGCACAUUCAAGGACAGUAAGUAUGUUUACAUGCUACUGGAGGCCUGCCUUGGAGGAGAACUGUGGAGUUUACUGAGGGACAGAGGCAGUUUUGAUGAAUCCACUGCUAAGUUCUGUGUUGGGUGCGUGACAGAGGCUCUUGAAUAUUUGCAUCAUAAAGGAGUUAUCUACAGAGACCUGAAGCCAGAAAAUUUAAUUUUGGAUGGUGAAGGGUAUAUCAAAUUGGUUGAUUUUGGAUUUGCUAAGAAGAUUGAAGCUGGGCAGAAAACCUGGACAUUCUGUGGCACUCCUGAGUAUGUGGCUCCUGAAGUCAUUCUGAACAAAGGCCAUGAUUUUGGCGUGGACUUUUGGUCACUUGGAAUUCUUGUGUAUGAACUCCUUACUGGGAAUCCACCAUUUUCUGGAAUUGAUCAAAUGAUGACUUAUAAUUUGAUUCUAAAAGGCAUUGAAAGACUGGAUUUUCCUAGAAAAGUAACAAGGAGAUCUGAGGAUUUGAUUCGCCGACUUUGCAGGCAAAACCCUACAGAAAGAUUGGGAAAUAUGAAGAAUGGAAUAAACGAUAUUAAGAGACACAGGUGGCUGAAUGGUUUCAACUGGGAGGGACUGAGAAUGAGAAAGCUGAUAUCGCCUUUAAAAAGAGAGCUUGCUGGACCCACAGACUUCAGCUACUUUGACACCUAUCCUCCUGAAGAAGGACACCCUCCAGAUGAGCUUUCAGGCUGGGAUAAAGAUUUCUGAAAGAUGCUACAAAGUUUGCUAAUAAUUUACUUGUAGAACACAGGAUAUCAGGACCAUACUCAUCAAUCAUAAUUCCUCCCUUUAGUUGGUUUAGUAAAAUCAAGGCAUACUAGCUUGGUGGAAAAUAUUCUGUUCCUUGAAAAACAAAAGAAGAGAGCACAGUGAGCAAAAUGCAUCCCUUCAUGCUUGCAGUUUAGAUCAUGUUGUACGUCUACCUCUUAUUAGAAGUGCAUUAAUUAAUUUGACAACUUAAAUGUUUCGAAAUGCCUCUGUGAGCAAGAUCAGUCACUAAGGAUUGGAUGCAAGCAUAGCAGUAUUUCCAGUGACAGGACCAUGUUUUGAUUAUGAGGAUUAAAGCACGUCUUUAGUUUUAAGGAGACCAACGGUAUCUAACUGUGGGAAUUAAGCUUCUGAAAUGUCACUUCUUACAACCCUCAUGCAUACUUGAUUUUUUUUUUUUUUUUUUUUUUUUUUUUUCAGGCAGUGUUAUGUAGAAAGAGAAGCACUUGGAAGAAAUAUUUUUUUCCUAAAAAUAAUGUUUGAUUUGACUGUAGGGUAAGGCUAGAAGCGCCUCAUUGUGGAAACAAUCUGUCAGUGUUAAUCCAGUGUUGUACCAGCUUGACUGCAUGAAAUAGAUUACAACAGAACAAAUGAAAGUAUAGACAAGAAAUGAGGUAUGUAACUUGUAGAAGUUGUCCUAUGAUGGUGUCUGUAGUGCUCAUUCUCCAAACAAUUGCAUUCAAGCUAAGUGUUUUUUAUUAAUGACUUGCUUUAUAUAUAAUGAAAAGUUAGAUGGGGCUGUUCCAAGCCAAUAAGCUUUAGCCAGAAUGGAAAGGGUUUUUAUAAAUACAGCAUACUCCAUUGUUUUUCUAGAAGUUUGUUUGUUGUCUCAUUAGUACAGAGAAUCCAAAGUGACGUCUGACCCCAUUCAUAUCAAUGAUAAAACUCAUUGGCUGCAGUAGAGGCAGGAUUUUACCUUUUAGAUCCACAAAGCAUUCAGAAAGAGUGAGACCCCAACCUCUGAGUAACAUGAUUUUUUUUAAGGAGGCACGUUCCUGUAGGAAGAUUCUGAGCUAUGCUUAUGUCAGAGAAAUAAGAUUAACUCCAUAUCUUUGUUUUCCUUGAUUAAGGGAAUUCUGUCUAACAAAUCAUUUGAAAGUGUUCUUUGUAUUUUCUCCUAUCUAAAAGUGCUUUUAAAAGUGUCUAGUAAUCAGUGAAUGAAAUCAUGACAGGGAAUGUAAAAUUUAUAUUGGAAAGAAGGCUCUACCUAGCUUUAAAGGAAGUUAAUAACCAUCCAGACACACUAACA
Molecule: messenger RNA, 3751 nt
Organism: Gavialis gangeticus (Gharial)
Lineage: Eukaryota; Metazoa; Chordata; Crocodylia; Gavialidae
Gene: PRKG2
Product: protein kinase, cGMP-dependent, type II
Exons: 19
Coding region: 91-2442 (783 amino acids)
Biological process (GO): protein phosphorylation
Molecular function (GO): ATP binding; cGMP-dependent protein kinase activity
Source: RefSeq, a predicted model, not a curated record